Molecule: messenger RNA, 3464 nt
Organism: Theobroma umbraticum
Lineage: Eukaryota; Viridiplantae; Streptophyta; Magnoliopsida; Malvales; Malvaceae
Product: receptor-like protein 7
Molecular function (GO): protein binding
Source: RefSeq, a predicted model, not a curated record
UUGAGUCUUCCUGCAAUGCGACUGUGCAGGUCGUGCUGCGUCCAUUACGCUCUACACGACAACAACCGAGGAUUUUCCUUGGUAAGAGACUGCAGCUUUCCCUUCGACUUUCUUUGGUCUACCGUUUCCGUCUGCACGGCAGCAUUCUCUUCUACCAUGCAGCUUUCUUGCUCCCUUUUUAUUGUGAACAUCCGGUACGUCCAACUUGAUAGUUCAGCAAUCUGUAACUCUCCAGCAGGGCCCGUGUGUUUCAUCCCCCUCACAAAAUGUGGAUUUCACUCGUUUCAUGGCUCUUCUUCAUUUCAUUUGUAGCAAUUUUCUUUAGCAUUAACGCAGUUUCGGUUUCUGGCCAAUGUCAAAGCGAUCAGCAAGAGUUGCUGCUCGGAUUGAAAAACGACCUCAAUUCUACUUUAUCCGUGAAGCUGGUGAGGUGGAAUCAAAGCACGGAUUGCUGUUCUUGGGAUGGUGUAAGCUGCGAUGUAGGUGGUCGUGUUAUCGAGCUAAACUUGAGCAACCAAUCAAUCUCCGGUGUGAUUGACAAUUCAAGCAGCCUCUUCAGUCUUCAGUAUCUCCAGAGUCUAAAUUUGGCAUUUAACAGAUUCAACUCCACUAUUCCUUCUACGUUUGAUGAGCUUGCAAAUUUGAGUUACCUAAAUUUGUCAAAUGCUGGCUUCAAAGGUCAAAUACCUCUGGCGAUUUCACGAAUGACAAGGUUGGUUACUCUUGAUUUAUCUACGCUAAACUUCCUUGGACAAGUUUCACUGAAGCUUGAAAGCCCAAAUCUACGAAUGCUCGUCCAAAGUCUCACUAUGCUAGAAGAACUGUACCUUGAUGGCGUGAACAUAUCAGCGCAGGGAAAAGAGUGGUGCCAGGCCAUAUCUGCUUCAUUAAGUAAAUUGCAGGUGUUGAGCAUUUCUAACUGUUAUCUUUCUGGACCAAUUGAACCUCAGCUUCAAAACUUGAAGAAUCUCUCUGUUAUUCAUUUGGACAAGAACAAUUUGUCUGCUAUGGUUCCAACAUUCCUUGCUAAGCUUUCAAAUUUGACUUCCUUGGGGCUCAGUUCGUGCGGCUUGCAUGGACUAUUUCCAAAAGAGAUACUCCAGGUAAGAACGCUACAGUCUCUUGACAUAUCCGAAAAUGAAAACCUUCAGGGUUUCUUGCCAGAAUUCCCUCAUAAUGGUUCUCUUCGGAUCCUAGUGCUUAGCAAAACAAAGUUUUCUGGAUCAUUACCACUGUCCAUAGGCAAUCUUGUGAGCUUGACAAGAUUAGACCUUUCCUUCUGCAAUUUCAGUGGAGCAAUUCUGCAUUCGAUCCCAAAUCUCCAACAGCUUGUUUAUUUGGACUUGUCAUUCAAUAACUUCACUGGCCAUAUUCCACCAUUGACUAUGUCCAAAAAUCUUGCCAAUAUAGACCUCUCUCACAAUAAACUGACUGCUCAGAUCCAAUCAUACAACUGGGGAAGCCUUCAAAAUCUUACUUAUAUUGAUUUAAGUCACAAUUCACUUCAUGGGAAUAUUCCCUCCUCUCUUUUGGCACUCCCGUUGCUGAAGAAGGUCAUGCUUUCCAACAAUCAAUUUGACGGUGAAGUUCCUAGCUUUCCAAAUGUGCGACAAUCUUUAUUGGAUACUCUUGAUCUCAGUAGCAAUCAACUGCUAGGGCCUAUACCCAUGUCUGUUUUUGAACUCAGUGGACUUCACAUCCUGUUGCUUUCUUCCAACAAGUUUAAUGGCACUAUAUGGCUGGGAGACAUUCAGAAGCUUGUCAACCUCUUACAUCUUGACCUUUCACAUAACAACCUGUCUGUCAAUGCAACUGGCAGCUAUUCUACCUUGUCGUCCUUCCCCAAAAUUAGUAGAUUAGCACUGGCUUCUUGCAGACUGAAAGUGUUUCCUGAUCUAAAGAACCAAUCAAGACUAACCUAUCUGGAUCUUUCAGACAACCAAAUUUCAGGUGAAGUACCAAAUUGGAUUUGGAAUGUUGGCGAUGGCUUUCUCCGGCAUCUGAACCUUUCAUUUAAUCUGCUAGUGGGUUUGCAAAAACCUUAUCAAAUGCCUCCUCUCUAUCUCCUUGACCUGCAUUCUAACAAUCUCAGUGGCAAUAUCCCAACUCCGCCUGCAUCUGCAAUCUAUCUGGAUUAUUCAAGAAAUAAUUUUACUUCAUCUUUACCACCUAACAUUGGCAGCAACCUGUCAUACACUAUUUUCUUUUAUCUCUCAAGCAAUGGCCUUACAGGUUUCAUUCCUGAUUCAAUAUGUGAUGCUGUUUACCUACAAGUUCUUGACUUGUCCAACAACAAUCUGAAUGGUAGAAUACCAAAUUGUUUAAUUGCAAGGGAAGCAUCUCUAGGGGUACUGAAUCUUGGGGGCAACAGUCUCAAUGGCAAUAUUCCUGAUGCAUUUCCAAGACAUUGUUCCAUACAAACACUAGAUGUCAAUGGCAAUGAGCUUAAAGGGAAGAUUCCAAUAUCCCUUUCUAGGUGCGAAAAGCUGGAGGUGUUAGACCUUGGUAACAAUCAGAUCAAUGAUUCCUUUCCUUGCCAUUUGCAGAGUAUAUCCACUUUGCGGGUUCUGGUUUUGCGAUCAAAUGAAUUUUAUGGGAAAAUUGGUUGUCUAGGAAGUAAGGCCCCCUGGCCGAAGCUUCAAAUCGUUGACAUUGCUCACAAUAGUUUUAGUGGAAGACUACCGAAGCAAUUGUUCACAACAUGGAAGGCAAUGAUGGUUGAUGACUAUGGAGCCCAAUUAAGUGUUAAACACAUUCAAUUUGAGGUUCUACAACUCAGUGUACUUUAUUAUCUGGACGGCGUAACAGUUACCAACAAAGGUCUAAAUAUGAAGCUGGAAAAGAUCCCAACUGCUUUCAACUCCAUUGACUUUUCAUGCAACAAAUUUGAAGGGCCAAUACCAGAUGAGAUGGGAGAAUUCAAAGCGCUCUAUGUUCUCAACUUGUCGCACAAUGCUCUCACAGGCGCAAUCCCACCAUCUCUUGGAAAGUUGCAUCAGCUGGAAUCCUUGGACCUCUCAAGAAAUAACCUGAGUGGCAGUAUUCCUCAACAGCUGGUAGACCUAAAUUUCCUUGCAGUCCUUGAUGUCUCACACAACCAACUGGAGGGAAGUAUCCCAGCUGCAAAGCAAUUUGCAACAUUCGGAAAUGAGUCCUACGAAGGGAAUAAAGGACUAUGUGGGUAUCCUUUGACGAAGAGUUGCAAAGACGCCAGCAAUGGCCAAGAUUCACAAUCUGAUUCUGAUUCUGGGUGUCAAAUCGACUGGGACAUUAUAAGUGCUGAGGUAGGAUUUUUCUUUGGGUUAGGAAUUGUCAUUGCACCUCUUAUCUUCUGGAAGAGAUGGAGAAUAUGGUAUUAUAAGCACAUAGAUCGUGCUCUUCUCAGGCUUUUCCCUCGGCUGGUUCUCAAAAACAGAAAUCAUGGAAGGAGAGCUCACCGGAGUCAGGGGAGGAGGCUCUAGCAA